GAGCAGAGCGGGCGGCUGCCCGGGAGCGCACGGAGGCGUCCCUCCACACCGAGGCACUGCGCUCGCUUUCCAGCGGCUCCGGCCAGCGGCAGCCCCGCGGGCGGCUCACCCAGUCCCGGGCAGCCCCGGGGGCGGCCCGGGCGGGGUCCCCCGCGCCGCCACGAACACGCCUGUGGGCGUUGAGCCGCCCCGUCCCGCCUCCGCAGAGGCCGCAGCCGCAGUCGCCCCCCGGCCGCUGCCCGGGCCUGCCGGCAGGCUCGGCGCCUCCCGGUCCCGUCCGCUCCCGGCGCGGCCCUCCCGCCGCCGCCUCCACUCGCCGCACCGGGCGCGCCCCCGGGCCGGCCGCGGCCAGGGGCGGGCGGGGGAGCCGCCAGUUGCGGUCCCGCGGGGAGGGGCUCGCAGGGCAGGAUGGAGGCGGAGGGCCGGGUACCGGGGCCGCCGCUCCCCGCCGCCGGGGAAGGGCCCGGAGCCGGCCCGCAUCUCGCAACGGGCGUCUUCGGCACGGCCCGGGGGCCGCUGCUCGCCGCCGCCGAGGUGCUGGCGCUGGACGAUGAGGAAGACGACCUGGAGGUGUUCAGCAAGGAUGCAUCUCUGGCUGAGGUAAACUCAUUCAGUCCUUCAGUGCCAAUGUCCCCCUCAUCAAUGAUAAACCAGUAUAAAUUUGAAGAUGGGCCAGAAUUAAGAGAUCUCUUCAUUACAGUCGAUGAUCCUGAAAGCCACGUUACAGCCAUUGAAACAUUUAUUACAUACAGAGUAGUCACAAAGACAACCCGUGGUGAAUUUGACUCCAGUGAAUAUGAAGUUCGAAGACGAUACCAGGAUUUCCUUUGGCUGAAGAGCAAACUUGAAGAAGCACAUCCAACACUGAUUAUUCCUCCGUUGCCUGAAAAAUUCAUAAUGAAGGGAAUGGUGGAACGAUUUAGUGAUGAAUUCAUUGAGACUCGAAGAAAAGCUCUACAUAAAUUUUUGAACCGUAUUGCUGAUCAUCCAACUUUAACUUUUAAUGAGGACUUCAAAAUUUUUCUUACUGCACAAGCCUGGGAACUCUCCUCCCACAAGAAGCAAGGUCCUGGUUUCCUGAGCAGGAUGGGACAGACCGUCAGAGCUGUAGCAUCCUCUGUAAGAGGAGCGGUUAAAAAUCGUCCUGAAAUAUUUACAGAAAUGAACAAUUACAUGGAAACAUUUAGUCAGAAAAUAAACUUACUAGAUAGAAUAGCUCAUAGGAUUUACAAGGAAGAAAGGGAGUACUUUAAUGAGAUGAAGGAGUACGGCCCCAUCCACACGCUGUGGUCAGCGUCGGAGGAGGACAUCGCGGAGUCCCUGCGGGGCGUUGCGGGCUGCAUCGACCGCUGCUGCAGGGCUGCGGAGAGGCGGAUGGCAGGGCUCUCAGAACACCUGCUGCCCCUUUUACACGAGUACGUGCUCUACACUGAGAUUCUCAUGGGUGUUUUGAAAAGGAGAGACCAAAUUCAAGGCGAGCUGGAUUCCAAAGUUGAUGCUUUAGCCAAUAAAAAGACAGAAAAGGAUCUGUGCCUUGCUACAUGGGAGUCCUUCCUAGCAUCUCAAACAGUGGAUCUUCACGUGGACGAAGAUUCUGAAGACAGGCCUUGAGUAAUAUCUCUGCUUGAUCUCUGCCUUUUCCAUGCAGUUUCUCCCAACCAAAGUGCUUUAUAUGAGAUGUGAUACAUUAUUAAAUUUAACUGUUAAAAUCAGUGAAAUGCAGAAAACAGCUUAUUGAACACUCAGGUAUUCUAGUCCUGAAAUACAUUUUGAAACAUGCUAUACAUUGCUUUAUAUUGCUUAGCUCUGGUUUUACAUAUUUUUAUGUAUUUGCAUACAAUUGUUUUCAUAAAUAUUGUGUAAUUUUGAUAUAAAGUAUUUUAAAUAUGUAAAAAUAGCUCAAUUUUAAUAAAACAUUGAAUAAGGAAAGUUUGUCAUCA
Prinia subflava (tawny-flanked prinia) is the source of this 1940-nucleotide messenger RNA. It is a transcript of the gene SNX7, whose product is annotated as sorting nexin 7. Gene Ontology annotation, cellular component: early endosome; phagophore assembly site. Gene Ontology annotation, molecular function: phosphatidylinositol binding. Gene Ontology annotation, biological process: endocytic recycling; autophagy of mitochondrion; piecemeal microautophagy of the nucleus. Lineage: Eukaryota; Metazoa; Chordata; Aves; Passeriformes; Cisticolidae. The record is from RefSeq and is a predicted model, not a curated record. The coding region runs from base 409 to 1611 and encodes 400 amino acids. The transcript is spliced from 8 exons.